AUGGCAAAGAAUCAAGACCUACACACCGACGCCGAUGUCUACGCGGCCGACUCGGCGUCGCAGCAAUCCUCGGUGGCCAAGCACAAGAAACCAUGGUACUACUACCUCUGGGACUCGUUCGGCAAGCCCGCACCGGAGCGCAAGCUCCUGUUCAAGCUCGACGCGUCGAUGCUCGUCUUCUCGGUGCUGGGGUUGAUCAUGCGAUACAUUGACCAGGCAAACAUCUCCACGGCAUUCGUCUCGGGAAUAAAGGAGGACCUGCACAUGUUCGGUCUGCAGUACAACUACGUGAUCACCGCGUGGACUGUCGGCUACUGCGUCGGCCAGAUCCCCGGCACCGUCCUCCUGAACCGCGUCUCGCCGCACUACGUCAUCUUCGUGUGCGAAGCCGGCUGGAGCAUCAUGACGCUGUCCACGACGUGGGUGAAGAACUGGCAGCAGCUGCUGUUCAUCCGCUUCAUGGUCGGCGUGUUCGAGGCGCCGUACUACCCUGGGCUCCAGUUCCUCCUGGGCAACUGGUACACGCCCGACGAGCUCGGCAAGCGCACGACGCUGUUCCAGGCCGCGACGGCCGUCGGCACUUUGCUUAACUCGGUCAUGCAGGGCGGUAUCCACAAGACGCUGAAUGGCAAGCUCGGCCGGCCGGGCUGGCGCUGGAUCUUCAUCAUCGACUUUGUCGUCUCGUUCCCCGUCGCCAUCUGCGCCUUUUUCUUCAUCCCCGACCUGCCGGACAAGAUCAAGCCCAGCUGGCUUUUGAAAGAGAAGGAUAUCGCGCUCGCGCGUAAGCGGCUGGCGGAUAUCGGCCGAAAGGGAACCAGCAAGGACGGGCUCAGCGUCAAGGCCGUCCUCAACGUUCUCAAGUCGUGGGAGAUCUACCUCUUCACUAUCACGUACAUUCUUUUCAUGUUCAACCUCCAGCCGCAGAGCAGCUUUGCUUUCUGGCUCAAGAACUCCAAGGUGCCGAAGUACACGGUCGAGCAGAUCAACUACUAUCCGUGUGGGAUGUACGCCGUCGACAUCUUCUCGUGCGUCGUCUUCGCGUGGCUUUCCGACUCGGUGCUCGGCGGCGCGAGGUGGCCAUUCAUCAUCGCGACGGCAGUGUGGCAGUGCAUCAAUUGCUCGCUGCUUGCCGCAUGGUCGCCGUACGGCGAGCACCGGAGCUCGCGCUGGGCGCUGUAUUACCUCACUGGGCUGGUGUACUGUACUCCCGGGCUGCUGUACGCGUGGUGCAGCGAGAUCAUCUCGGACAGUGCCGAGAAGCGCGCGAUUGUCAUGGGCACUUUCAACUCUGUCGCCUUCAGCUUCACGGCUUGGCUCCCGCUCAUCUUCUUCAAGCAGACCGACCAGCCGUGGGUACGUAACGGCAACAUCGCUGCCGCGUCCUUCAUCGCCACCGAGAUCCUCUCCGUGCUGGGUAUUCUCUACUUCUCCAAGCGUGACCACAAGCGUAAGCGUCUCGCGCAAGCCGAGGGCCUCGAGGCGGGCGAUAAGCAGACCAUCGACGAGUAUUCGGGCUACAGUGAUGCCGACGGUGAACGGCUGUAA
Vanrija pseudolonga is the source of this 1545-nucleotide messenger RNA. RefSeq names its product Pantothenate transporter liz1. The transcript is spliced from 6 exons. Bases 1 to 1545 code for a protein of 514 amino acids. Lineage: Eukaryota; Fungi; Basidiomycota; Tremellomycetes; Trichosporonales; Trichosporonaceae. Gene Ontology annotation, cellular component: membrane. Gene Ontology annotation, biological process: transmembrane transport. The record is from RefSeq and is a predicted model, not a curated record. Gene Ontology annotation, molecular function: transmembrane transporter activity.